AUGUCCGACGCGGUCAAGACCGGUAGGGGUGCUAAGAAGGCGAAAGCACGGGGCAGUCCCAGAUCUCGCGUGGACAAGGACGUUCAGUUUCUCUAUGCGUUCAUCAACGUCAUGGUCGACAAAGCUGACUGGACCGCCGUUGCCAAUGAGCUUGGUAUUUCGAAGAAUGCCGCUCGGAAGCGUUGGCUUCGUAUCAAAGCGCGCUGUGCCACCACUGCCACCUCCGACAAGAAGUACGAGGAUGAGGACGAUGAUGACGAGAUGGAGGAUAUCGAGGAGGAUAUCAAGGAGGGCAACUAG
Penicillium longicatenatum is the source of this 300-nucleotide messenger RNA. RefSeq lists its product as uncharacterized. The transcript has 2 exons. Lineage: Eukaryota; Fungi; Ascomycota; Eurotiomycetes; Eurotiales; Aspergillaceae. The record is from RefSeq and is a predicted model, not a curated record. The coding region runs from base 1 to 300 and encodes 99 amino acids.